UCAUGUCAAUGUCAAAGUCAAACAAAAAUGGCAAUGGCAUGGCGACAUUGAAAUCAAAUCUUAUUUCUUUCAUAUUAGUCGAAUAAUAGUAAAUACUAUAAUAGUAUCCAUUUAUAUUAAUAAUACAUUAAAUUACUGACUAUAUGCAUUUUUAAGUGCAACAAGAACUAUAUAUAAUUUACGCGUAACAUACCUUUAAAAUGGAAUCGGAAUCGGCUGAUACUGCGGACCCGGCAACGAAACAUGAAAACAACCCGCGCAAAAGGUUUCGGCAUCGAAAGAAGCAACUUUACGAAAAUAUAAUGAAGCAAAUGGAAUUUUACUUCAGCGAUGCAAACCUUAGCAAGGAUAGGUUCCUCGGGGAAUUGGUGAAAAACGACCCGUUUGUACCGCUCUCUGAAUUCCUAAAAUUUAACAAAAUUCGCUCUUUGACCCAAGAUGUAAAUGACAUUGCGAAGGCGAUGAAGCAUUCUACGUUUCUAGAGUUAUCGGACGAUAAAUUAAAAGUAAAACGAAGAACACCUAUGUUGCCCUAUGAUGCAGACUCGAGAACAGUUUAUGUUGAAUCCAUACCAGUUACGGCAGGUCGGGAAUGGCUUGAGAGAGUCUUCUCAGAUUAUGGUCAUGUUGCUUACAUAUCUCUACCAAAAUUUAAGAAUUCAAAUAAAAUUAAGGGGUUUGCAUUCAUAGAAUAUGAUAAACCACAAGAUGCUCAAAAAUGCUUGAAUGCAUUCAACAAAAUGGGCUGCAAACUACCUUCUAGUACGGCGCCUGAGGAACUGUCAUCAAUCAAAAUGUUCAGUGUUGACAAUAUUGAAGAAAACCCUGAAAUCCAUGAAAACACUGAAAACAAUCCUGACGGCAAAGAAGAGUAUGAGCCACCUAAGAAGAAGACAAAGAAGAGAGACAAGAAACCACCAAAGACGCUAGAUUUAAAACAUGAUCAAGAGUCUGAUAAUGAAAAACGGACUGAUACUCCAACUGAAGACAACAAAAGUGUAACCACUCCAAGUGAGGAGGGUAAAACCACAGACGUGGAACUUGAGUCCAAAGAUGAUUUGACCAGCCAUGAUGAAGGUAAACCCUCGGACAGUACUGUGAGGAAGAAAAAAAUAAAAAAGCGAUCAUCCAAGGAAAAAGGCAAAGCCAAGGCUCUAGCGAAAGAUGAAGCCCUCAAGGGAGCCUUAUUGGGCUUACAGGUGCUGCCAAAGUUAGAAUGGAAAUCACUUAGAAAUAAGUAUUUAAACUUACAAAGGAGACAUAUGAAGGAGGUGAAAAUAAAUCUAAGGAACAACAAACACGCUUAUUCAGGGAUCCCCGACCCGGCCGCGCCAUCUAUGGAGGUUGAACCUGUAAAGUAUAGUACACAAGAUAUAGACAGUACAAAAAACGUUGAACCCCUGCAGAAGAUUCCUGGUGUGUUUGUUAAAGAAGUGCUGCCAGAGCCGUGUCUAGAUGUGAGACUUACUAAAAGGACUAUAAAAACUAAUAUCCACGUCUUGCACGUAGACGUCAAGGAAGGACAGCCAGAUGUCAUCAUUCGUUUUGAUUCAGCGAAAGCUGCUGAUGAAUACUGUGCGAACUCGAGCAACCGCGCGCGAGUGGUGUGCGGCGCGGAGGAGCAAGAGCAAUGGCGGCUGGCGGAGAGCGCGCGCGCGAACAAGCGCGUCCGCGGACGCACGCGCCUGCUCGCGCGCGCCGCGGCGCUCGGCGAGCCGCCCGCGCUCGCGCCCGCCUCGCCGCAGCCCACGCACACGCACAUACGAUUUGAUGAAUGAUUUCAUUAAAUAAAUAAAAAAAAAAUAA
Messenger RNA from Bicyclus anynana (squinting bush brown), 1806 nucleotides. RefSeq names its product la-related protein 7. Gene Ontology annotation, cellular component: nucleus. The record is from RefSeq and is a predicted model, not a curated record. The transcript is spliced from 9 exons. Gene Ontology annotation, molecular function: mRNA binding. Gene Ontology annotation, biological process: RNA processing. Bases 201 to 1778 code for a protein of 525 amino acids. NCBI's taxonomy places the organism in Eukaryota, Metazoa, Arthropoda, Insecta, Lepidoptera, Nymphalidae.